GGGCAGGGCAGGGUCGGCUUGGGACAGGCUGCUGCUCUCGCUCGCUCUCAUCUGCCCAGCCCAGCGCUGCUCCGCCAAUCCCGCGCCGGGCACGGCCUCAACCUCUCUCGUGACUCCCAUUAGCGCCAUCUGCGCCCAGCACCCAGCGGGCCUCUCCGGGACACGGCAUGUCCGGCUGCGACAACCUCGGCGUCCCGCCUGCCAUGGACUUCCCCGAAGUGCUGAAGUCCCUGCUGGAGUACUCCUUACCCUGGGCCGACACGCUCGCAGAUAAAGAAAAGAAGGAAAAACUUGAGGAGGAUGAAGCUGCAGCUGCCAGCACUAUGGCAGUCUCUGCCUCCCUCAUGCCUCCCAUCUGGGACAAAACCAUCCCUUAUGAUGGGGAAUCUUUCCACCUGGAGUACAUGGAUCUGGAUGAGUUCCUCCUGGAGAAUGGAAUCCCUUCCAGCCCUGCUCACCUCGGCUUGAACCAGAACCCGCUUCUGCCUGUGGCUGAGCUGGAAGGAAAAGAGCCCACCAGCGCAUCUGCUGCCUCUCCUCCCUCAUCAUCUUCCACUGUAGUUUUCCAACCAUCUGAAGCUGCCUCCGGCACAGACUCCUCCCCAGAGAGUGAGAGAGAGACUCCGAGCCCUGUUGAUCCAGAGUGCAUUGAGAUUGAUGUGAACUUUAAUCCUGACCCUGCUGACUUAGUGCUCUCCAGCGUGCCCGGUGGUGAGCUCUUCAAUCCUCGCAAGCACAAGUUUGCUGAAGAGGACCUGAAACCGCAGCCCAUGAUUAAAAAGGCCAAGAAGGUUUUUGUCCCAGAUGAGCAAAAGGAUGAAAAAUAUUGGACAAGGCGAAAGAAGAACAACGUGGCAGCGAAGCGUUCCCGUGACGCUCGGCGACUGAAAGAGAAUCAGAUCACAAUCCGAGCAGCCUUCUUGGAGAAGGAGAACACUGCCCUCAGGACAGAGGUGGCAGAGCUGCGCAAGGAAGUGGGGAAAUGCAAGAACAUUGUCUCUAAAUAUGAGACCAGAUACGGACCCUUGUAAGCACACCCUCUUUCCUUGCUAGGGCUCCUUGUUUAGUUCUUGGACUUCUCUGCCUUCUGUAGAGACUCCCAGAAAUAACAUGCGUGGAGGCCUUGUCAUUGUGCAUCUAUAGCAAAGAUCCGCUUCUGAUGGCACAACUUGGUCAGGUCCUUUCCUGACCCUUGUGGUGCCAGAAUCUAAGUUGUGUCCGUCUUUACAGCUUUGUUUUAACACUGCUAGAGCAGUUGGUGAUGCUAAUCCAAGAGAAUGGAUUCAUCCAUCCAGGGAAAUAAAAGUGAAUCUGUUUAGAUUGUUGGACAAGGCUUUUGCUUUCUGUUCUAAUCUCCAUUUUAAAUGGAGAGAGAGCUGGCUGAAGUGCAAAAGUCUCCUGUUCGUUCUCGUUCUCUCUCUCCCCCUUUCUUUUUAAAACUUAGUUUUAUAAUUUGGGAUACAAAUGGGUGCUGCUGGACAGCAUCAUAAAAAAGUUCCUUCCCCAGUUCCUAGACACUGGAACGUAGCUGAGCGGCCCCUGUUGUGCAGGGCUCUGUGUUCCUGUUCAGGAGGAACAGGGAAACCUCCUAGACCUGGGAACUGUCUGUCUUCUGCAGAGGUGAAGGUAACGUUCAGAUGAACAUGCAUUUGUGUAAACCAUAGUGCAGUGAACACAUUGUUUCUAAACAAUACUUAUACAUUUUUCUUUGGUUAGCUCCCAGAAGCAUAGGAUGAGGUGCAGGGCAAAGAGCCCCAUACUUCUCCUUUACUAAUGUGAGGUAGCGCUUUCUGAGUUCACAGCAAUGGGUUUUAGGGAGUGCAUCGCUCUUUUCUUCCUUUCCCCUAAUACAGUUAGGGGACUUCUUUUCUUGAACUACUAAUUAUGCAGCGCAUGACUCUUCAUUCAGAAGUGAAGGAGAAGGGCACCACCAAACUUUGAGUCAUUUACCUGUGGCCUCAUCAGAUCAAAUCUUAGGUCCAUCUGGUUUGGGAAUCACCAGCACUUUGUGUUUUGGGCGGGGAAGGGGGGACAAACCCAAUCCACCACUCUAAUGCAUCUUCGCAGUCGUACAAGAGUUGCACCUCUGUAAGUGAUACUUGGUCCUUUGCCUUUUGAGCAAGCAAGGGAGAAGCCACACCCACUCUAAACAUGAAGAACUUCUCUCACAACCUCUUUGGGUGGCAGUCUCUCUAUGCCAGCUGGUUUUCUCUCAAGCACAUGACUUGCCCUCUUGGUGCUGAGAAUGGAUUACUUCCGAGUACUGCUCGUACAGUAAAUGGUGCUAAAGAAAAAUGCAUUCUUGUGAAUGUUGGAGGCUGCUUCCACCUGCAAGAAUGGAGAGCUUUAGUAAAAUGCCUGGUACAAAAGUAGACUGUCACUGUCAUAUGUAUUUUAUCCCAGGCUUAUGGCAGUGAAUAUGUUAUAACUGUUGGUUAGAUGUCUGGGGAUGGUGUUUGUAUUUGGGAGCAAGAGGAGUGUGGGAGAUAAAAGGUUUUAGGAUAGAUUUGAGUGAAGGAAUUAGAAACUUAUAAGAGCGUGUAGAAGUUAUGGGGUUUCUUUUCUGUAACAGAUUUUGACUAGGUCAGCUUUGUGAGCUCAGUGUGAGAAUAAAACAGCUUGUCUAAAUUCAUAUGUUCACUCCCCAAUGGAGUGGGGAAGGAAGCUAAUCCAGCAUGAUUAAAGUAAAUCUAUACAGGAGCUGUUUUCUCCCUGCAUUAUUACCUGCUUGUCUGGGCUGAGCUGUUUUGUUUUGUUUUUGUUUUUUUUGUGGAGCGCCAGUCUGAUUCCUCCUGAGCAUCAAGGAGGGAGAUAACUUUGCAGCAGGAAAAUAGAAUCCCACACCACUGGGUUUUUUCUUUCACAGAGUGGUGUGUAGUGGUGAUAGAUGGAGUAUACUGUAAAUAAAUUGUCACACUUACUGCUUUGCUUUAUUUAAAGUGACUUAUCUGAUUCCGAGUGAUGCAACUUUAAAGACUUCUAAAAACAAAGAAACUAAAAAGCACACAUGAAACCAUCUGUCUUCAGAGUGAACAGUGAGAUGUGUGAGAGGUAUCCAACAAAAACAACUGACGGGGACACUGCCUGCAAGUAUCCCAUCUGAACUGCACGGGGGCUGACAUGAUGAAAAGUGCAAGGUCUUCUCAAUGCUGUGUAUGGCUUUCUUAUCUCUCUUUUUUUGUACUAAUGUUUUUCUUCUCUCUGUAAUCAAACUACAGUAAUGUUACUUACUGACACUUGUCAAUGACACUCACAGCUCAUGUCUUUCAGUCCAAUCUGUUGAUGACUUGUGUGAAUGGUGACUCUGUUUUGAUACUUGAAUGAAAUGGGAGGAAGGGGGAUUCUAACUUAAAAUGGCUUAAACUAUAUUGUCACCGAUUUUUGGGGUUGGGGGGAGCAGUAGAAUAGGUUUCAGCUACUGCUGCAGCUGGGUUUUGACAAGCGUAGCAUCUUGUGAGGUACUGCUGGGGGUGCUGAACCAGAGGCAUCCAUGGAAAAUAGUCUAGGAGUGCAAGAAAAUGCAACAGAUUUGUUGAAGUAAACUAAAAAGCACCAUAGAGUGCUGUACAAAGAGUAACAAAUAAAUCCUGUUAUAUAGCCCAGAUGACACACAACUCCUUAACUACUUCCUCUCCUGAUAUGUACACUAUGGGGAGCCCAGCUCCUUCCCCUUUUACUUUUAAGGGGAUACUUUUGUAUCUCAAUAAAAUUAUAUCCAUUUCCCUGGCUGCUGCACCAAAAUAGAGGAGAGGUGUAUACCUCUCUGAGCUGCUGAGCCGUGUAUCUGGCUGCAGGCCAGACCAGUCAGUCUGUAUUGAAGCCCCAGAGGAACAGUGGCUAGCAGCUACUAUGCUGUGCAUCCUUCUCUUUUUCCUACUGCACUCUAAUUCCCCAAGCACCUCAGAGAGUACGGUGUGCAUCUGUCUCAUGGACCCAAAAUAUCCAGCAAUUCCAUUGUGUCAUAAUGGAACAGCUUUAAAAACAGACUCUGGGCGUGUAUGGAGAUAGAUGAGGCACUUAGAGCAUUGCAGGGAUGGUGGCCCUGUGUAGAAAAGGGAGGAUGUCCAUGGAAGGAAAGAUGCCAUCAGUACAGGAAAAGACUCCUAACCAGACAUCAUAACCAAAUGUAUAGGUGAAAGAGAAAAUGGAAUGGCUUAUUUCCAGUAAAAUAUUGUAGGGCUGCACUUGUAUCCAAGGUUAUGUCAAUAACAUAGAAAUGGAGAGGAGGUUUUCUAUGUGUCUGUAUGACACACAGAAAACUCUCUAAACUCUCUGCCAGGAGGCUGAUUAAUGGCAGACACCUGGCUGAUAAAGACCUUUUGAAAGCCAGCAAAAUGAAAAGGGCCUAAAUGGGAGGCUCAGGAUCCAUUACAACUGAAACUUAUGACGUAUGGUUUAAUACUGUACAAAUACCAUGUCUUCAUCUUCCCCAGAGGGAUUCCUGCCCCCAGAACUUCUUAGUAGGAAGGUGAAGAGGAAAGGGAGCAAUGGGGAGAAGCAGACUGUUGCAAACUUUCUUUAAACAAAGUUGUAACCAAUUAAUUUUUCAGUGGAACCUGGAAAAGAUGAAUGGGCUUGAUCCAUCAAGUGCACUGCUUGAUCUAGUCUUGCAAGUGGACCAUGUUUUCAGUGUUAAAGAACACGCUUUAACUUUUUUCCUAACCAGUAAGAAAUGUUAUCAAUGCGUCAUAUGUAUGUAAUAAGAUUCCAGGAUUGUCUCUGAAGCCUAUUCAUAGAAUCAUAGAAUAUCAGGGUUGGAAGGGACCUCAGGAGGUCAUCUAGUCCAACCCCCUGCUCAAAGCAGGACCAAUCCCCCAACUAAAUCACCCCAGCCAGGGCUUUGUGAAGCCUGACCUUAAAAACUUCUAAGGAAGGAGAUUCCACUACCUCCCUAGGUAACACAUUCCAGUGUUUCACCACCCUCCUAGUGAAAACGUUUUUCCUAAUAUCCAACCUAAACCUCCCCCACUGCAACUUGAGACCAUUACUCCUCGUUCUGUCAUCUGCUACCACUGAGAACAGUCUAGAGCCAUCCUCUUUGGAACCCCCUUUCAGGUAGUUGAAAGCAGCUAUCAAAUCCCCCCUCAUUCUUCUCUUCUGCAGACUAAGCAAUUCCAGUUCCCUCAGCCUCUCCUCAUAAGUCAUGUGUUCCAGUCCCCUAAUCAUUUUUGUUGCCCUCCGCUGGACGCUUUCUAAUUUUUCCACAUCCUUCUUGUAGUGUGGGGCCCAAAACUGGACACAGUACUCCAGAUGAGGCCUCACCAAUGUCGAAUAGAGGAGAACGAUCACGUCCCUCGAUCUGCUGGCAAUGCCCCUACUUAUACAUCCCAAAAUGCCAUUGGCCUUCUUGGCAACAACGGCACACUGUUGACUCAUAUCCAGCUUCUCGUCUGCUGUAACCCCUAGGUCCUUUUCUGCAGAACUGCUGCCUAGCCAUUCGGUCCCUAGUCUGUAGCAGUGCAUGGGAUUCUUCCGUCCUAAGUGCAGGACUCUGCACUUGUCCUUGUUGAACCUCAUCAGAUUUCUUUUGGCCCAAUCCUCUAAUUUGUCUAGGGCCCUCUGUAUCCUAUCCCUACCCUCCAGCAUAUCUACCUCUCCUCCCAGUUUAGUGUCAUCUGCAAACUUGCUGAGGGUGCAAUCCACACCAUCCUCCAGAUCAUUUGUGAAGAUAUUGAACAAAACCGGCCCCAGGACCGACCCUUGGGACACUCCACUUGAUACCGGCUGCCAACUAGACAUGGAGAUCAUUACCCGUUGAGCCCGACAAUCUAGCCAGCUUUCUAUCCACCUUAUCGUCCAUUCAUCCAGCCCAUACUUCUUUAACUUGCUGCAGAGUCAGUGUGAAGCGAUGGAAAACAGCUACACGGGUGGUUGAGAGCUCUUUUUGUUCUGAAUAUCAGCAGGUGCAGCCAUCGCUGUGAUCUGUUACUGUCAUAAGUUCGCAGCCAUUUUUGGCUUUUUUGCACAUGUGACUUUACAAAUUACAUCCAUGGAACAACACAACUAGUACUUGUAUAAGUUGGAACUCUUAAGAUUCGCUAGGAUAGUACAUGAAAGUUUCCAAACAUCUGCAAAUGGGUUACUAUUCCAGCAUCAAAUUCCUAAAAUGUCAGGAAUAUAGUGCCACCUGUAGAAAGUGCCGCAGGCUUACACCUUGUAGUACAGCCUUGAACAACCUUUUUUUGGAGGGUUACUUUUUUAGUUUAAGGGCCUUGAUUUUAAAGAUGCUGAAUGCAUGUAAAUAUAUGAUCUUCUAGCAUUUAUUUCCAGUUACUUAGCUCUGAAUUAUUGUUUUUCACAGCCAUGUUUACCAUUUGAAGUGAGGUGGAUUUUUUUAGUUGAAUAAUAACUGACUAAAUUUACAAGUAUGAUUCAUUUGGAUCCUGCCAUCGUUCUGCAUUAGGUACAAUCCUAAUACACUUAUUUCAACAGUCUUAGUUGAUAUUUAAAUAGGCAACUACAGUGGACUAUGGUAACCUUUAAUGCUAUCGUCUAGAACAAUGCAUGUAUGGAGAAUUAUCUUUUGUAAUAAUCAUGCUACAUUAUCACCAUAAUAUUCAAGUAAUGGGAAUAGUUCCAUUUGGUUUCCAGAUUAAUUUGUGCAAUAUAACAUAAACCAGUGAAAUAUUCAUUUGGUUUGUCUUUCAGAGAAGACUAUCCAUCUUGCAUCCCGUGGUCCUUCUGUGUAGAUUAGUGCACAAAGUUACACAUCAUGUGUGCUGCUGUACCUAGGUGAUACAAGGUUGUGUCAGUCAAGCAUAGUUUUUUCUCAAGUGUGGAUUGAUUUUUAUAGCUGGAGAACCGUCACGUUGUGAGACAUCCAGUAAGUUCUCUGAGGUAAUGGUGGUGAUCUCUUAUUCCCAUAUGAACACAGCUCUUACCAGCCACCUCCUUUGUGCGGGGCCAACACCUCUCUCUGUCUUGUUCUGGCUUUCUGUUGCGAGAUUAUGUCAGACUUCUUCCAAUUCUUACAGUCUCUUGGCGGUUAGGCAUGCUGCUUCAGAGCUUUCCACUCCUUUUAGAGUAAAUUACCAUGAACUCUCUGAGAUUGUGAUAGACGAUAAUAUAACUAGGAUUGCCAUCUUACCUGUGCAGCCUCUUCCCCUUGGUAACAGUACCGUAGUGUCUGCAGUGGAAUACUGACAAAUUGUUUCAAACAAAUUUAGUAUUGAAAGGGGUUGAAUUGACAGGCCAAGAGCCUGAAGUUUUCUAACAGCACAAGUUCAGCAUGAGCAAUAAUUAAGCAAGGUUCUCACAUACACUGCUUCAUGGCAACGUGUCCUAUGCCUCACUAAUAGGGACCAUCUCAAAGGGAAAAAAGGAAAUUGCAUCUUUGGCCUUACUACAGAGACUAUCAUGAAGGGAGCAGUUUGAUGGGGAUGCCUGUUCAGUAGCCCCUGUGAAAUGACUAGUGGUUUAAAUCUAGCUUCCACUGAACAGCCAUCAGACUACAAACUUUCAAAAUGUCCCCGCUAUUAAUAGGGUUACCUGUGGGGAACGUCUGCUUUAAAAAUGUCUAUUCUAUUACAUAACCAGAAAAAACAGUUCAAUAAAUGAUGCAAGAGAGAAUUCAAUGGGCAUUCGUUUCAUACAGAGUCUCCCAAUAGGUCUAACAGCGUAAGAUAUCUAAUAGCAGUGCACAUCUGCAAUAAAUACUCCUUAAGUACAUUUUUUACUUACAGCCAAAUCCUGUUCCCAUUGAAGUUGUUGGCAAAGCUCUCAUGAACUUCCAUAGACAAAGGUCUUUAUUCUCUGCUCUGGUGAUUUUGAGUUUUCAUCAAACAUUGGAGCGGUGGAUGACUUUGCUUUCCUCUGGAGCACACUGAGCCUGGUCUACACUUAAAAAUUAGAGUGACCUAGUUACAUCACUCAGGGCUGUGAAAAGUGUAUGCUCCUGAGCAGCAUAGUGAGGUUGACCUAACUUCCCAUAUAGAUGCGGAAGAAUUCUGUCAGCUUAGCUACAACCCCCUCAGAGCGUUGGAUCAGUGACAUUGACGGAAAAACCCCUUCCGUUGCUGUAGGAAGCGUGUAUAGUGCUAUGGCAGCACAGCUUCUGCCUCUGUAGGGUAGACAAGCCCUGAGUUGGGACCAGAAGAGACCUCUGUGAUUGCAGGUGCAAUAUUGGUGGACUGAUCUUCCCAUCACUUUUGUUUAUCUUACAAACUAGAAAACUUUUUUUAUUCAGACAGUCUGCUUAAUUAAUCUUUGAUUUGCUGUUUGGUCUGGGUAAAGAAGAAAUAUGCAGUGUAUGCUGAGAGAAGAAAUGUGUUAAUUCCAGGUGUCAUAUAGUUCUUUACUUUUUUUUUUUAAUAAGGUCUUCACUGCUGAUAAUUAUCCAUUUCAUUUCUUUGCUGUGCUAUUUGGAAGUCCCUUGUGUUCUAGCUGGAAAUACUAUUUUCCGCAUCAUCUGCUGAGCUGCUACUAACUGUACCAGGUACAUCUUGAGGUAGCAGGUGCAGUGGAGUCCAGCAGCGCCGGAGUUUAGGAAUACUGUAAAAGUACAAUUGUUGUGACAAAAAUGUUUUGUGUAGUCAGCAGGAGAGCAGUGCUGCUGUGCAAUUUCAGAUCCACAGAGCUCCUAAACUUUACAGGAUUGAAGCUCCUGGUUAUCAAAAGUCCUGAUUUUACAAAGUGUUUAGUUAUCUCAAAGCUUUGUAAAAUCAGGGUGUGCCGGUAUUGUUUUCUCCUGGCUGUAGUGGGUGAACCCAGGACAAAGGGGAGGUGCAGAGGUGACCUGACCCAUUAACUUCAUAUUGUACAGUAACCUAGAUCUAAAUCUUUACUGAGGAAAGAACGUUUAUUUUAGUAUCCUUUUUUUUUUAAGGGCUUUUCCCCUCACACAAAUACAAAAUCUUCACCAGAUUUGUUGGUCUUCAGUAAUUUGUCUGUUGUACAUCUACCAAAACCACCACUACAGGUUGGGGGAAGGGACAAAGUCAAUAUUUCUAGCCGGAUGGUUCAUUAUAUUUUAUUGUGUGGCUUUUUUGGAAUACAAACUUUUAAAGUUCAGGCAGUCAUAAUAGAGUGGAGAGUUGUGAGGGAAGUAAAAAAGUAAGCAGAGCAUAAAGAAGAGAGGAAAAACCAAAAGAUAAGGUUAAGGCAAAAUAUUAGCCUGAGCCAGAAUGCUGAAACUGAAGCCGAACUGCUUCUAACUUUGGGGCAGUUCAGAUCCAGAUCUCAUCCCCACAGCUUGGGCUCAUAUCCAAGAUGUUCACUUUUUAAAGUGAUGGGUGCCUCCUUUUCUUGCUCAUAUUUCUUAUGGGCCACGAUAGAGAGUGAAGGUGAAAAGAACUUUGGAGAGUGGGGGAAGUUGCUAUUAUUUUUAACUACUGUAGUUAUAUUAAUUUACUCACUGUAUGUCCAUUAAAUUAAGGCACUUGAUUCUGACGUGCAGAUCUCAGUAAUGCUGCACUUUGCUCAUGUGGUUACCUGAACUGCUUGACAGCACUGCAUCCAUAUGUGAGGAUGAGGUGAGGAUUCGUUCACUUACCUAAAUGGAAUAGCGGGUAGCUGGUAUCUAUCUUUUUAGAGAAGCGAUGAGGUGUCUGUUUGCUACUGGUCAGGGUAAUGGAAGGAUUCAUCUUCUACACUCUUAUGUGAUGAUGUGAUUUAUUGGAAUAUUUUGUAUAAUUUAGAAUAUGUAAAUACACUUUUAAAAUUAAUCUGUCCUAUAAAGUAAUAAAUAACGCUUCUGUUGUAACACCUGAAAAUUGUUAAAAGUGCUUCAUGUCAUAUGACUUGGGUUUUUUUUUUCUAGAGAACUGCAGAAAUCAAAGUGAGAUUGAUGUUGUGGAGUUUUCAUUUAAUUGUGAUGCUUCCUGUUCACAAAAAUAUUUAAAAAUAAUAAACCACCCAAAUAGAGAAACUUCAUUUUAUUUUUUUACAGUAGUCACUGAGGUGACAUUCAUCACUGUUCUCAGACAAUCCCAUUUUCUGGAUUUUCCGUUUUGCUGUUGGCCAAUAACAGUUAGAAAGCACUCCGAUUGGUCAGUUUCAUAAAAAGCACUGUGCGAGUCCAGAAAAAACAGUAACUUGUUUUUUAAAUUGCUUGGUUGUGGCUUAAACGUAGCCCUCUAACCAGACUGCGCUGUCAUUGACUGUUACUGCAACUCACCCAUAACAUAAGUAGAAUAAACCUUCAUCAGUCGUGUUGUGUGUACACACAAAUAUAUGGUUAUCCUACUCGCACACCGUUGGUGCAUGGAGAGAUACAUUGACUAAAGACUUGAGUUUUCAGCAUUUUCAUUGGAUACUGCACAGAUGGAACUUUCAUCAGCCAGUGAAAUUCUUCUUUGUGUCAAUUUUAGACUAGAGGAAAACAAAAUUAAUGGUUGAGAAUCAUGGUCAAUGUGUUAGGAAGCAACUUGUCCUUGUCCUUCAAACUUUAUCUAGCAUUGGGGCCCACAGCCCUGUUAUAAAACCUUCCUGCUGACAUAUCUUUAGCUCGCUGACCUUAACUGAUGUACAGCAGUGGCCUCCUCUCCAUUAUCUGCUGCUGCAGCAUUCCAUUGAAAUAACAAUGGAAAAUUACACAUUUUUUUUAUAGUGGGCAGAAAUGGUGGUACAUUUUUGUAUUAUGUUCCCAAGCUGUUAAGUAACUGUGAAGCAGCUAAGUUAUGUGCAAAUUAUUCACUGGAGUUCUGCACCUGUCAACCUUUUUUGGAGAAGAGGAGAGAGUCCGUUUUGAUCUAAUUAGUGUUUCUGGAAGAAUCGCAUUUGGUGUGUUUGGUUUACACUACAUUUUAAUGCCAGAAGCAAGAGAAUUUUGAAGUGUCCUUUAUUUGGAUCUACAGAUAACACCACUCUAUCCCACUCAUUCAAAAGGAAAAAUUUGACUGCGGAAUAUUUUAUUAACUGCAAAAUAUUAUUUUAAUAUAUAGUUUUGCUUUGUGUCAUUAAACAAUUGCUGUGUUUCACCUCUUGGGUGUCUCCAUUUUUGAGGAAGGCAGAGUAAUUCCUGUAUAUAGUUUUGUAAGUCAGUCUGUAAAAUGCUUUUUGGUCAUUCUGAAUGAAAGGCCCUAUAGAAAUGUAAAAUUGCUACUAUUUACCAGAUAUUAUCAUGUUUGUGAAACAGGUGAGUAAAGUUGUCUAUUACCAUAAAUAAUCUAGCUUCGCUAUUAAUCAUGUACCCAAAACUGCUCAUUUUGUACACAUACUCUUGCCAGCUGAUCAAAGAAAAUAAAGGUACCUGAAUUGCAGUUUGAUGAGGAAAGGGGCAUUUCACUGUACACCCAGUAUCCUCCUAUAUUUCCAUUUCUGACUUUUUUUUUUUUUUUUUAAUGAACGAACUCUGGAUUUGAAGUUUCCAAGUACUGAAAAAUCGCUUGGAAUUUGUGGGUACUGUAGUUGAAAUCCUUUCUGCUCUUGACUGGUUUUUUUUAAUGCUUUUUUGUUUAAUAUGUAAAGUUUUGACUGUAUGAAAUUGUUUAGUAUUUUUCCUUUUUAAAAAAAUAAAGUGUAUAUUCCACUACAGGAAAA
Molecule: messenger RNA, 11478 nt
Organism: Chelonia mydas (Green sea turtle)
Lineage: Eukaryota; Metazoa; Chordata; Testudines; Cheloniidae
Gene: TEF
Product: TEF transcription factor, PAR bZIP family member
Exons: 4
Coding region: 168-1031 (287 amino acids)
Biological process (GO): regulation of transcription by RNA polymerase II
Cellular component (GO): nucleus
Molecular function (GO): RNA polymerase II cis-regulatory region sequence-specific DNA binding; DNA-binding transcription factor activity, RNA polymerase II-specific
Source: RefSeq, a predicted model, not a curated record